This is a messenger RNA of Aureobasidium pullulans EXF-150, 1390 nucleotides long. RefSeq lists its product as uncharacterized. The transcript has a single exon. The coding region runs from base 149 to 1306 and encodes 385 amino acids. The record is from RefSeq and is a predicted model, not a curated record. NCBI's taxonomy places the organism in Eukaryota, Fungi, Ascomycota, Dothideomycetes, Dothideales, Saccotheciaceae.
CGGGGCUGGGCAUAAAAGAUUGUGCUCUCAACAGUGGAAGGCACAACAACAAAGACAAGCAAACAACCGAGACAAAACAGUCUGAUAUCUUUCGGCCAACACACCUACCUGUACUGUUGUCUCACAGGACAAAGAGCGACAGAUCACAAUGCCCGCCAUCGAGGGCAUAGUCUUGAUGCUGGAAACACAAUUCGAUGCCGACACAAUUCCAGAGGCGGCCAUAGCAGACGCCUCGACUUCUGAUGAGCGAUCAGUCGCCAUCUAUGUCCCCUCGUUUCUUGCCUCGCAGUUCUGGUUAUCCUACACAAUCAACCCAGCCAUGCUCGCACCUGCUCAUGCCCCGACAAAGUACAUGUUCUUCAAGCUACUUCUCGACGGCGAGUGUGUCGUCAGCUGGGGAGUCGGCGAGAAAGAUGAAUGGAAGGGCAAGACAAUGUGGGCCUUCUUCCGUGGAGAGGACAAUGGCGGUUGGCGUACUGUCGACAAGCGCGCUUUCUUCUUCCGCCCUACCGGAGACGACCAAGACUUUGAUGUCCUGGCAUACCGCGCAAGAGGCAGACGCCAGGCCUGUAGGCAAUUCGACGACAUGCCUCCUCCUGGCGAGACGGGCUUCGAUCUUCUCAACUGGGGCCGCCUCAAGGAACACCAUCCUCAAAACUUCUAUCAGUACGCCCUCAUGGAUGCUGUCGACCAGCCGUACGCCACCUUCCGCUAUCAUGUCCGAGGCGGUCCCCAUGUCAAAGCCCGUCGCUCAGACCAGCGAUCCGAGAGAUACAGCAGCGACGACUCGUACCUCGACGCCGACGACCAUCUUGAAAGCGUCGCAGACGAACUACCAGACCCAGUUCAGCUCCGUAGACUCUCUUACCCGCCGAGUAUCCGUCUCACUCCCACCUCUUCAAGCACCGAGCCUUCUUCGCCAACGAAGCUUGACCCCGAUCUUCCUGCUCCUCCAGAGAUAGGCCUCUCAACCAUCCUCGACCCAGAGACAUCGGUCAGCGCAGAGCUAUCGCCAACUUCAAUCUCACCUGCCGCUUCAGAGCCAGCGUUGGAAACCCCAGAUGAAAGCGAGAAAGAACGUCUAAGCAGCGUGGAUACAGUCCUUCGACGACACUUUGUCAGAACACCUACACCCGUCGUGACAGAUCAGCACGCCACGGCUACACCACCAUCAAGUCUGAGAAAGCGCAGUGGUGCAAAGAUCAAGGAAUGGUUUGGGAGCGUUUCUAAGAGAAGAGCUACCAGAUCGACCAGCCCGAUCCAUCCAGCCCUCUCCCACAAAGCCAGCUCGGCAUCCUUCUCUUGACCGUCUUCCUAAGUCGGAAUCUUCGAGUCUACCGAGCUCGCGGUGGACUUCUGAUGGGAGAAGCCAUGAAGAAAAACAAAAGAC